CGGGUGGUAUUGGAAUACGCGAAGCGAGUCCACUGAUAUUUAUCGCCGUAUUAUCUCGUACGCUAAUAAAACACAAUAAUUCUAUGAUAAUAUAUUUCGAAAUUAAUUUUUUCACUGAUAUCCUGUGAUACGUGCGGAGAGUUUUUGUGAAAUUGUAGAAAAAAAAUGUGUUUAGUAAAGUGAACGAUUUUGCUUGUUUUUUUUUCGCGAUUGUCGGCGCCAGAAUGUCUGAUGAGCUCGAGGCUCGGAUGUGGGACGAUGGGGCCUCCCGGUACGAGUCCAGGGGCCGUGGCCCUUACUUCGAGUCAGCUUUCGCCUCAACAGAACAUUUGGACAGAGCACCUUUGUUGUCUGAGGAAACGUACACGGACGUCCCGGUGGCGCCAUCUUCGGACGUGGAGCACUGUCACUGGCCGCCACCUGCGCAGCCGCCCAGCGCAAUACCGCAACUUCUUAUAGCACUAGUGUUAUGCGCGAUUUUCAUGGUAUGCGAGUUAAUCGGCGGGUAUCUAGCAGGCAGUCUCUCGGUGAUGAGCGAUGCUGCUCACAUGCUGAGCGACUGUGGUGGGUUCGCGCUAGCGUUGCUCGCCUUCCACUGCGCUAAACGGAAACCUGAUGUCCACAUGUCAUAUGGGUACAAACGUGCUGAGGUUCUAGGCGCGAUGCUAUCAGUGCUUCUAAUCUGGAUUCUGACGGGUAUCUUCGUGUACGUGGCGGUGGUGCGGCUCCAUACAGGGGAGUAUAAUAUUGAGCCGGACAUGAUGAUGAUCGUGUCUGGUUGUGGGGUGGGCUUCAACGUCAUACUGGCGCUCGUGUUACAUGGCUGCGCCUCUGAUAUCGCCCACCACCAUACCCACGGCGGCGCAGCGUGCUCCCAUGCGCACGCGCACUCCCACAACAACAACAGUACGGGCGCUAGCUCGCGCGGCUGGAGACUGUUCCGGCGAGCUCGCGACCACAAGCACGCCAACGGCGCGCUCGCCAACGGAGACUACAACAUGAAGGACCUCGCCACUGUAGAAGCUAGUGUUGUGGGUUCCCAGCCUAGGAAUAUAAAUCUCCGCGCGGCGCUCAUCCACGUGAUAGGAGAUCUCAUACAGAGCUGCGGAGUCCUGCUCGCAUCUAUACUUAUUAAGUUCUAUCCUGAAGCGAAGGUGGUGGAUCCGAUCUGUACGUUCGUGUUCAGCUUCCUAGUUUUACUGACGUCGGCGCAGGUCGUACGGGAUGCACUCGCCAUGCUCAUGCAAGCUGUGCCCAAGAACUUCAGGUACCGCGAGUGCGUGGCGUCGCUGUCGGCGGUGGGCGGCGUGCGCCACGUGCACUCGCUGCACGUGUGGGCGCUGUCCACGCACUGCGUCGUGCUCUCCGCGCAUGUCGCCAUCGACGAGCUGUCGGACAGCGAGGCGGUGCUGCGCGCGUGCCAGCGCGUGGCGCGCGCGGAGUACGGCGUGUGGUCGUGCACGCUGCAGGUGGAGCGGUACGAGCCGCGCAUGCGCAGCUGUCCCGACUGUACCGCGCAGCCCGCGCACACGCCCUGACAUCUCUCCACGCUCGCCUAGCCAGGCAACGAGAACAUAAUAACGGAAGCCUCAGAAAAUUAACGAUUGAUGCUAAAUAUUUGAUCAAUCUAAGGGGCCAGCUGUCAAUCAGUCAGGCGAUUGGUUGAUUUGAACUGUAUUGAUAUUAUAAACUAAGUGAUUUAAAUGAUUGAACAGUGCUGUGUUAUCAUCGACAAGUUGAUUGAUAAAUGUUGCAAGUUUUGUAUUUUUCCAAACGUUAAAGGACCAAGUGUUAGUGACAUCAAUCGACAAUAUGAUUGAAAGAUUGAUUGAUUGAUAAAUUGUUGAAUUAGUUUAUUAGGAAGAUUUUGAAAAUGUAUUGUAAUUUGUAAUGUCAGUGAUCUCAACAAGAUAAUUUCCAAAAUGUAUUCAAGGGGUUUUUCUAUCGCGUGUCAGCAAAGUGUUCAAUUAAUAUGGUAAGGCUGGCAACACUAAGCAUGUAUUUCAGUGUUAACCUACCUGCUAAGUGUGUUCGCCUAUGAAUUUGUAAAAAAAAAACUUUUUGACAUUUCGAAAAAACGCAUAAUAAAUGAUAAUUGUUAUUUUUU
Spodoptera litura is the source of this 2107-nucleotide messenger RNA. RefSeq names its product proton-coupled zinc antiporter SLC30A2. Gene Ontology annotation, molecular function: zinc ion transmembrane transporter activity. The record is from RefSeq and is a predicted model, not a curated record. Gene Ontology annotation, cellular component: plasma membrane. Gene Ontology annotation, biological process: zinc ion transmembrane transport; response to zinc ion. Lineage: Eukaryota; Metazoa; Arthropoda; Insecta; Lepidoptera; Noctuidae.